AUGAAUCAUGAUCACCCGCUCGCUGGCCAUCCAGGACGCGAGAAAACGUACAAUAUCCUCAGUCGCAAAUACUAUUGGCCAAAUAUGACGAAGACCGUGUCUCGCUACGUGAAGAAUUGCCGAAUCUGCCGACGAACGAAGUACAGCCGAUCACCGUAUCAAGGAAUCCUAGAACCUCUGAAUGUUCCUCAACGACCAUGGAAUGAUAUCUCAGUUGAUUUUAUCGUCAAACUCCCGGAAUCAGAUGGUUAUGACUCGAUUAUGGUGGUAGUUGACAGGCUGACGAAGAUGCGUCACUUUAUUCCUUGCACUGAAGAACUCGGCGCUGAGGACGCUGCCGAUCUAUUUUUGAAACAUAUAUGGAAAGUUCAUGGGCUUCCACGAACGAUUGUAUCUGACCGAGGGCCACAAUGGAGAAGCCGUUUCUGGAGAAGGUUAUGUCUACAAUUGAAGAUACGACCGAUUAUCUCAACAACAGAUCACGCACAAACCGAUGGACAAACCGAGCGAAUGAAUGAGAUAUUGGAAGCUUACUUACGCGCCUUUUGCACCUGGCAACAAGAUGACUGGUCCGCGUGGUUGCCUUUCGCUGAAUUCGCUCAGAAUAAUCAUCCUUCUGCAACUACGAGCUUGUCACCGUUCUUCGCUAAUUAUGGUUAUCACCCGCACGUCGAUCUUGAAACUAUUGGAACGUCCCCGGCCCACGUUGACGAAGAGAACGCAGAUGGCUUUGUUCACAGCCUUGCUCAGAUACACGAGUUCCUUAUCGAUCAUAUGUCUUACGCCCAAGCGAUUUAUGGAGAUAACGCAGACAGAAGACGGACACCGGCACCAGAUUGGGGGCCGGGUGAUGAGGUCUUUUUGAAAGCAGAACAUCUACACCGACGACGCCCGAGCCGUAAGCUAGAUAGCUUAUAUCGCGGUCCCUUCCCGAUCAAAGCACAACUCAGCGCUUCGGUAUAUGAACUCGAUUUACCAGCGUGGUACAAGAUACACCCAAUCUUCCAUGUCAGCAAGCUUUUGGACUACGACGGGCACCCAUUUCCGAACCAACAGGACGCCGAGGCCGCCGUCGAAGAGAACGACGAGACAGAAUACGAAGUCAAGGAAAUCUUGGAUAGUCAGGUUCGACAUGAUAAACUUGAAUACUUGGUUUGGUGGGAUGGUUACGAUAUUGAGAGAUCAAAUUGGGAACCAGCUGAGCACCUGGAGAACGCCCAGGAGAAGAUUGAUCAGUUCCACGAGCGCUAUCCUCUCAAGGAGAGGCCCGGGAGGCUAUAUCGCGUCGCAGGAGCUCGCUUAAUUGAAGGGGGGGGUAGUGUCACGGAUCCAACUCCGUUCCAGGCUAAUACCCCAAAGAAGGCGAAAGCGGUGAGGUUUCAAGACACCAAUGAAUCCCCGGAGGAUCUUUGUUCUAUGAGUUUCACGUCCUGGGAAUAG
Messenger RNA from Talaromyces marneffei, 1440 nucleotides. RefSeq lists its product as uncharacterized. The record is from RefSeq and is a predicted model, not a curated record. Gene Ontology annotation, biological process: DNA integration. Gene Ontology annotation, molecular function: nucleic acid binding. NCBI's taxonomy places the organism in Eukaryota, Fungi, Ascomycota, Eurotiomycetes, Eurotiales, Trichocomaceae. The coding region runs from base 1 to 1440 and encodes 479 amino acids. The transcript has a single exon.